Molecule: messenger RNA, 2746 nt
Organism: Xyrauchen texanus (razorback sucker)
Lineage: Eukaryota; Metazoa; Chordata; Actinopteri; Cypriniformes; Catostomidae
Product: macrophage mannose receptor 1-like
Exons: 6
Coding region: 736-1707 (323 amino acids)
Source: RefSeq, a predicted model, not a curated record
UCCUGUAUUAUGUGAGCAUCAGAUACAGUUUCUGAUUGGCUGUGAUUUUGUCACUUGGUGCCGCAGUUUUGCUUUCAGUGAUGACAAUUACUUGAUGCUAGAAAUUUGUCACAUCACACUUUGUGCAAUGGCACUUGGUGGUAUGCCUUGGUUAGUUUUAACAUGGAGAAUACAGCACAUCCUCUGUACUCUGUAAGUUUUCCAUGUUAUAUACUUUUAGUGUAGACAUUGUACCUGAGCAAUAGAAUGCCAAUGUUGGGGCUUUGUCCAGUAAUCAACUGAACUUUCUAUCUAGGGCACUAUACAUAUUUGUAUCAGAGAAAUCACAUGCAGCAUUUAGCUGGUGCUGGAAUCACUAUACUAGUUUGCAUCCCAUCUUAUAAAAAUAUUUUUUAUAAUAAUAAUUUAGCCUUUUAUAGUGUAAAAGUUUUACACCAAUAGUUAAUCCCUUAUGAUUGCCUUACUUCUUUUAAAUCAUUUUGCAGAUUCACAUCUGUGGAGGAAAAAAGACAAUUGAGUUGGAAUAUAGGGUGAUCAUUUAUUAGUCACCUCAUCUAAGAAAGGGAGGAUCUUUAAUGCAGAGAUAUCAACUGUGGUUGGUUCUGUGAAAAGCAAGAUAAGAUACAUUUGCAAGUCUAACAAAUUUCUUAAAGCUCUUAACCAUUGCUUAUCUUUGCCAACUAGGAAAAACACUGUGAAUCAAAGUUAGGUUAGUUUUGCCUAAAUAAAAAAGAAAUGAAGUUUGUACAAAGGAUACUUUUCACAAUACUGUUAGUCGGAUUUCCAAAUUUUCCAUUGUGCUCAUCUCGUUUUUAUUACAUCGUCAAUGAGUUGAAGACUUGGCCUGAUGCUCAAAACUACUGCAGAACAUACUUUUAUGAUUUAGCAACAUUUGACAGCCAGGCAGAGCAAGAUCAAGUUGUUCAAACAAUUGUGAGCCAAGGUUACACGGAUAGUGUUUGGACAGGCAUAUAUGAUGAUCGCUACAGCUGGAGAUGGUCCAACGUUCAGAAAAAUGCAACAUACACUAACUGGGGGAAUCAACAACCAGACAAUUAUCAAGGAAGAGAGCCUUGUACUUACAUGUAUUCCUCAGGAGCUUGGUAUGAUGUGCCAUGUACAUGGUAUCAAUAUUUCCUGUGUUAUAAUGCCACAACAAACACAACUGUCCUGAUCACUCUGUCUAAAACUUGGACUGAUGCUUUGAAGUACUGCAGACAGUAUCACACAGAUUUGGCUGCAAUUGAAAAUCAAGCUCAGAAUGAACAACUCCGUCUGUUGAAUCCAAAUGGGUUUGCAGUUCACAUUGGUUUAUACAGAGACACCUGGAAGUGGUCGGAUCAGAGUAUCCCCUUAUUCAGUCCUUGGUGUCCCGCUGAACCAAAUAAUUAUGGAGGAGCAGAGUAUUGUGCAAAACUGUCUUUGUCUUUGUCAUGUUGGAGUGAUAUACCAUGUACUCAAAACUACAGAUUUGUCUGCAGCAGUGCACAGAAGAUGCAAAUACUGAGAGUGCAAGUGCAGGCAACAUCGAACCUUAAUAUUAAUUAUUUUAGAAGCACGUUUUUGCAGCAGUUCCAGCAAGCACUGAGGGCACAUGGACUGCCGAACAACACCAAGGUGACACUGAGGACACAACCUGAUGGAAAAAUAUUCCACAUCAAGAAUGUUGCAAUCCAGAAAAAGGUCACACAAUGUCCAGCUGGUUAAAAAUAAGAAUGGCUCAAAUAAUCAACUUACAUGUCUACACACUGUACACAAUAUGUUAUGUUAAAAAUGAAUAAACUAAAUGCAAACAGCCUAAAAAAAAAAAUAAAAAAAAGGAAUUUUGUUAGCACACUUUUGUAGCUUUGUAGUUAUGAAAGCUGGUAUAAACUAGUAUAGCUUCAAAUAGCUUGAAUGUCUUAUGAAUUAAUUAUGUUAUAAAUAAUGUUGCCCUGUUUAUUUUUCUAUCCAAAUGGACUGUGUGAAGUGCUUGGGGUAGUCGAAUAUCAGGCUCACAAAAUUGGUGGCAGCAUAUACAUUUAAAAGAACCCUGCAUGUCUAGAAAAUAGGCCCUAGAUCUAGAGAAGUAGCUAAUUAGCUUGGGUUUGGAGAUCAAACAUAUUGGGGUGCAAUUACACUUGUUUGCUCUUGACACAUACUGUAUGCAGAGCGCUGUAUGAGACUCUCAGGGCAAGCGUCAAGCAUGAGGAAGUGUAAUACAAUUUCUCUCAAGAAUGUUUCGAGAAUGCAGAUGUCAAGAUAUAUAGUAAUCUAGAAGUUACAUUUUGGUCUGUUUCUCACCCAAAACCAAUAUCACCACUUCAGAAGACAUGGAUUAAACCACUGGAGUCGAAAGGAUUUCCUUUAUGCGUCCUUUUUGGAGAUUAAAAGUUUUGGACCCCAUUUACUUGUAUUUUAAGGAUAUGAACACAUCAUGACUUUCACAUGUCAUGUUUUCUGCAUAUGAAAGAAAGUCAAAUUGGUGACUACAUAAGGUUAAAUUAUGAGAAUUAUUAUUUUUGGGUGAACUAUUCCUUUAAUUUGAAAAAGCUUAGCACAUAUUUGUUCUAAUUGCUCUUUGUUCACAGUAAGUUAUAAAAACUCAUAUCUAAUGCAAUUCAAACAGUAAUCUUGACUUGACUUGGCAACUAUUAGAAUACUUGUUAUUUUGACCCUAUCACAAUCACUUACUAAUAUGACAUAUUGUAAGCCUGUGACUUUAGAACCCUGAGAUUUGUGAGCAUGUUGAAACACAAUAGAUCAA